Cervus elaphus (red deer) is the source of this 1527-nucleotide messenger RNA. RefSeq names its product cAMP-regulated phosphoprotein 19-like. Lineage: Eukaryota; Metazoa; Chordata; Mammalia; Artiodactyla; Cervidae. The record is from RefSeq and is a predicted model, not a curated record. Bases 40 to 378 code for a protein of 112 amino acids. Gene Ontology annotation, cellular component: cytoplasm. The transcript has a single exon. Gene Ontology annotation, molecular function: protein phosphatase inhibitor activity.
GCGUCGCAGAGCUGGAGAAGCGGAGGAAGAGGGAGGAGUAUGUCUGCAGAAGUCCCCGAGGCAACCUCCGCGGAGGAGCAGAAGGAAAUGGAAGAUAAAGUGACUAGCCCAGAGAAAGCUGAAGAAGCAAAAUUAAAAGCAAGGUAUCCUCAUCUGGGACAAAAGCCUGGAGGUUCCGAUUUUUUAAGGAAACGAUUGCAGAAAGGGCAAAAAUAUUUUGAUUCUGGGGAUUACAACAUGGCUAAAGCAAAAAUGAAGAACAAGCAACUUCCUACUGCAACCCCGGAUAAGACAGAGGUCACUGGUGACCACAUUCCCACUCCACAGGACCUUCCUCAACGGAAACCAUCUCUUGUUGCUAGCAAACUGGCUGGCUGAUUAAAAAGAGCUGAACUGCAUGGAUCUUCUAAUUCCCAUGAUUUCUCCUUAAUAUGUUACUCCUCUGCUUUUUAUUUCCUUUUACUCCCUAUGUCAUUUGAGAGUGAUGGCUUUGCAGAUAGCGGUAGUGUGUGCUGCUAUUGUAAGGGAAUAUACAUGUGUAGAGUUUUGAUUAGUUUAACAGUGCACUGAUGAAAAGAACACGUUAGAGCAACAUAAAGUAAUCUACUUGAAAAUAAUUGUAUAUAUUACCUAACUCCUAGUGUAGGGCUGGAUCCAACAAGUAACAAACAAGUUUUGCAGUUUUAAUGUUGGCUUUCUUUAAUUCAUCUUAAUUAUAGCUUUGUAUGUUACUCUUAUUUAAUAUAACCUCUACUGUUGAUUUCUUCUGGAUUUUCCUUUUGGGUUUUGUAAAACAGAAGUUUAAGACCACAAGUUAGAAGAAAGGUCACAUAUUUCAAACACAAAUAAAUGGGGCUCCAAAAGAUUUGUAUCCUGUGCUUGAACUUGAAUGGCCUUAAAUCUGUUUCAGCUUUAACAAUAGAAUUUUACUCGGGCAAUAUUUGCCCAUUCCGGUGUAACUUACGUGACUCUAUUGCUUAACAGCUGCUGUUGAAGCUAGUAUUCUUAUUCAGUUCUAUAGUGUUCAGAAUACCUUCUGUCAUUGAAGAUGUGAAUGAAGUGUGCAUGUGCAUCGACUGUUGAAUUCACUUUUGUGCCAUUUUUGUAAAUACAAUAGUUUUGCACAACCUCUCACAACUGUCUGUAUUACUUUCACAUAUUGAAGAGUAGAUAAUGUGCCAACCAGAAGCACAAGAGUUCCUACAAAAAACUCUGUAUGUCAUUAGAGCUUUUGUAUAGUAAGAAUAGUUUAUAGUCUUGGGGUUAUAGAAUACCAAACUGAAAUCUUUGCUCAGACUGCCAUAGACUUAAGCUUUUUCAUUUGUUAGUAGUACCCAUGACAUUCAGUGGCCUUGUGCAAAUAUGAUAUGUUGCUUAGGCAUAUCUUUUGUCCUAUGCAGAACGUUUCAUUUUGACUUUUAUGAAAAUUACUAUUCAUAUAAUUUAUAUAAACUUUUUUAAUGUAGAAACUUUUUACUUCCACAGUCAAUUUGGGGGACACUAGAAUAAAAUACUUUGCCUCUUGUG